UCUUGGCCUGGUUUUGCAAGUAUUUGUGAAGUUGUCUGAUUUUCUGUAUGAGGCUCCGAGUCCCUUAAGGGCGAGGUUGCCAUCUGCCGUGUUCUGGUCCCCGGACGCCUGCACCUUCUUCUGCGACGCCGGCUGCAUCGACCUUGUCGCGUCCAAGCGAGGGGGGGGGCUCCGUGUCCUGCCCGCAGCCCGUCUGCCCUCCCGCUGCGCCAAGAGCCGAUGUCGCUGGGAAAACUGUGACCGAUCGAAUUGUGCAAGGCUCCCCCGCUGCCCCACGCGGGACGAGAGGAAUUAGGAGCGAUUAUGAAGGGAAAGACCAGGGGAGACGCUAAGGAGGAAGAUUCUCAGGGAGCAAAGGGGCAGUUAGCAAGGUGCUGAGUCCGCUCAGCUCAGCGGGGACGGAGACCAGUGGCGCUGGCGGUUGGCGCUGGCGGGUCCGGGAGAGCGCCCGGUGCCCACAGGCUGGGUGCUGAGUGCGGGGCACGCGGGCUAAAGCAAACGGAAGGGGAGAAAGGAGAGCCUGCUGCGGAGAGGAGGGGCCGGUGAGGCAAAGAGCCUCACGAGCUGUGACGGGACGGUGGCCUGUGGCCUCCCCGGGCACCAGGGACCCACCGCGCCUGGGGGUUCGGGGGCCCACCUGUGAGAGGCUUCAUGCCCUUCCUUUGACGGUUAUUUCUGAUCUUUCCCAGAGCGAGCCCGGUUACGAGGUAGCCGGCAGCCCGAGGGGCAUGGGGGAUGCACGCGAAGAGCCGGCGAGCGGGCCGGGCCACCCAGCAGGCCCACCCAGCCCCCUGUGGCCGUGGAUCGUGCCACGUACCCUGCGUCCCGUCUGGGGCGAGCGGCCGAGCACCUCGGGUCCGUGCCGGCUGCCUCGGUGUGCUCCCGAGGGGACCGGGCCGCCUGCCUGGAGAGCUCCCCGGACUCGUCGGCUCCUGCAGCCGCGCUGUGGUGUCUGCACACUUCAGUCGGGAUGUGCAGGACGGAUCACAGUAAAAGCUGGGGCCUUAUGACACGUCCUCGCCGGCUCCCAGGGUCCACUUCCCAGGAGCGAAACGCGUAGGCACCCGCUUCUUUGAGCUCCGUUGCAGCACGGACCUCGAGCCCAGACUCACCAGGAGUGGAGUUAGGGGCAAACGUAGCUCUGACUCCUUUAGGCCACAUCUGACUUCCUUUACUCCUCUGGUUCUCCUGCUUUAUUAGAUUUGCAGCGUAGUGUCAUGCCGCUAUGGCGUGGGUUCCACGUUGUAUGAGAGCCUGGAGCGUCCCGUGCAGUGCCCACGGCUGCAUGGGCUUGGGCUUGGGCAGCAGGAGCAGCAGACGGACUGCAGCAGCCCCUGGUAUUGAGGACAGACGCGCGUCGGAGUCCUUCCCCCAAUGGCAGCAGCACGGCCACUCCCUGGUGUGGGAACCGUGUCCUGGGCCAGGUCUGGAAGCCGCGUGCGGAGACGGCCAACGCGGCGAGGCUCCCCUGGGGAGUCAGCACACACGCGACUGUCAAGUCACAUCCGACGUCUGAACGCGAAGGAAAGCAAUGACUGAAGAGGGUUUCCAGGUUGCAACGCAUGCGUGAGCAGGUGUUUCGAGAACACAAGACUAGAAGUCAUUACGUGGGCGGGUCAGCCCUCGGCGCUGGAACGAGGCCCGGUGCCCCCCGCCGGCAAGCGGUCUGUAGGUUCAUUUGUGGGAAAACGGGUCUAGUUAAAAUACUGCGUCGUGAGUAGUGGUUUCGGCCUGGGGCCAUUUUCACGUCACAGGCUGAUACUGGAAAGGUCCACGGUGUAGGAUGAAGCCGGGAACAGGAAGCCUCAAAUGCGCUGCUGACAAAGGACCCAACCGUCCCCCUGCCGGUCGCUUUCAUCUUGAGUUUGCAUUUGGUGGAGGAGGAAAUAAAAUCAGAGCCUCUCCGUGCCGGGAGUGUUCCGGAAACUGUGUCUGCUUGAGCAGCCCCAACCAGCACCCGCGGUCGGUGUGUUUUCACUACAUUCGGAGUCACAUUCAAGCAUCAUUCCAUCUCAUCUAGAGGGAUUUUCCCUGAGCUAGUUGUUAAAUUCGGAAUCGGCGGGGCUUGUGAGUGAUGCUCGGACGCGGACGCACACGGACCUAAGUGGUCUUGCAUCACGAUGUUGAGUGUGUGACUUAGGGGCUCAGCGCACAGGGCGAGUCGGGGGCAACAUAGGCUCGAGGCGCCUGGACUCAGUCCUGUGUCCCUGUCGCACUCAUGUUCGAAGCAAGAGAUGGUGUCGCCGUGGUUGGGAGCUCCCCCCUACCCCCGGCCGGAGCUGGGCUUCCUGUUGGCGACUCCGCACGUGAGCUCCGGCUGACAGGCGACCUCACGUCAGCUUCGGGUGCAGCUAGACGAUCCAGUGUCUGUACCGAUGGUGACGCGACCACCACGGCAAGGUGCAGGCUUCUGUUUUCUCGUGAUGAGACCUUUGAAGGUCCACUGUGUUGGCCGCUUACAAGUGCGUGAGACGCUGCUGGUGUCGGCAGUGUGCCGUGUGCUCCGCGGGACGGGCUCGCCGUGCGGCUGGGCCGGCCUUGGCUCUCUGCACGUGUCCAAACCGCACCCCGGCGCGUCGCAUGGGGCCAGGAGAAUGAAGGGCGGCGAUGGGUGUGAAGCAUCGGAGUGAGUCUACGCGUCCCUGAUAGCCGACUGGCCCGUGCUGGUGCUGGGCAUGUGCACCCUGCUCAUCGUAGUCUGCGCCUUGGUUGGGGUGUUAGUGCCGGAGCUUCCCGACUUCUCUGAUCCGCUGCUGGGUUUUGAGCCAAGAGGGACUGCGAUAGGCCAGAGACUGGUUACGUGGAAUAACAUGGUGAAAAAUACAGGAUACAAGGCAACAUUGGCAAAUUAUCCGUUUAAGUACGCAGAUGAACAAGCGAAAAGCCAUCGUGAUGAUAGAUGGUCGGAUGACCACUAUGAAAGAGAGAAAAGAGAAGUCGACUGGAACUUCCACAAAGACAGCUUUUUCUGCGAUGUUCCGAGUGACCGGUACUCCAGGGUGGUGUUUGCGUCAGCUGGAGGGGACACGCUGUGGAGCUUACCUGCCAUUAAGUCCAUGUGCAGCGUGGAUAACUCGAGGAUCAGAGCCCACCCGCAGUUCGGCGACCUGUGCCAGAGGACUACGGCAGCAUCCUGCUGCCCCAGCUGGACCCUGGGCAACUACAUCGCCAUCCUGAACAACAGGUCGUCCUGCCAGCAGAUAGUGGAGCGGGAUGUGUCGCACACGCUGAAGCUGCUGCGGGCCUGCGCCAAGCACUACCGCAACGGCACGCUGCAGCCCGACUGCUGGGACGCGGGCACCCGCAGGAAGGGCCAGCUCAAGUGCAGCGGUGUGCCCCGCAAGUGCGUCAAGUACAAUGCCGUGUACCAGAUCCUGCACUUCCUGGUGGACAAGGACUUCCUGGCCCCGAAGGCACCUACCGCGCCCACGCUGAGGUACAGCAUGCUCUUCUCUCCCACGGAGAAGGGGGAGAGCAUGAUGGACAUCUACCUGGACAACUUCGAGAACUGGAACGGCUCCGACGGGGUGACCGCUGUGGCCGGGAUCGAGUUCGGCAUCAAGCACAGCCUGUUCCAGGACUACCUCCUGACGGACACGGCCUACCCGGCCAUCGCGGUGCUGCUGGUGCUGCUGGUCAUGUGCGCCUACACCAGGUCCCUGUUCAUCACCCUGAUGACCAUGUUUGCCGUCAUCAGCUCGCUGAUCGUGUCCUACUUCCUCUACCGCGUGGUGUUCAACUUCGAGUUCUUCCCGUUCAUGAACCUGACGGCGCUGGUCAUCCUGGUCGGCAUCGGUGCAGACGACGCCUUCGUCCUGUGCGACGUGUGGAGCUACGCCAAGUGCGACAGGCCGCACGCGGCGACGGCGGAGACGGUGGGCAUCACCCUGCAGCACGCGGCGCUGUCCAUGUUCGUCACCAGCUUCACCACGGCCGCCGCCUUCUACGCCAACUACGUGAGCAACAUCACCGCCAUCCGGUGCUUCGGGGUGUACGCGGGCACGGCCAUCCUGGUGAACUACGUGCUCAUGGUCACGUGGCUGCCGGCCGUGGUCGUCCUGCAUGAGCGCUACCUCCUCAACCUGUUCAGCUGCUUCCGGAAGCCGCAGCCGCAGGUGUACGAUGGCAAGAGCUGCUGGACGGCCGCCCGCCGGAAGUGCCAUGGGGCGCUGCUCGCCGUGUCCGAAGCCUCUCGCGUCUUUUUCGAGAAGGUGCUGCCGUGCGUUGUCAUCAAGCUCCGCUACCUUUGGCUGCUGUGGUUCCUGGCCCUGAGCGUGGGCGGGGCCUACGUGGUGUGCGUGAACCCCAAGAUGAAGCUGCCCUCGCUUGAGCUGUCCGAGUUCCAGCUGUUCAGGCCCUCGCACCCCUUCGAGCGCUACGACGCCGAGUACAAGAAGCUCUUCAUGUUCGAGCGCGUCCACCGUGGGGAAGAGCUGCACAUGCCCAUCACGGUGGUGUGGGGGGUGUCCCCAGAGGACAACGGCGACCCCCUGAACCCCAAGAGCAAAGGCAAGCUGGUGUUGGACGGCAGCUUUAACAUCGCCAGCCCCGCCUCCCAGCUCUGGAUCCUGCGCUUCUGCCAGAAGCUGAGAAACCAGACCUUCUUCCACCAGACGGACGAGCAGGACUUCACGAGCUGCUUCAUCGAGACGUUCAAGCAGUGGAUGGAGAACCAGGACUGCGACGAGCCCGCGCUCUACCUCUGCUGCCGGCGCUGGAGCUUCCCCUACAAGCAGGAGAUCUUUGAGCUGUGCAUGAAGAGGGCCAUCAUGGAGCUGGAGAGGAGCACCGGCUACCACCUGGACAGCAAGACGCCGGGGCCGAGGUUUGACGUCAACGACACCAUCCGGGCCGUGGUGCUGGAGUUCCAGAGCACCUAUGUCUUCACGCUGGCCUACGAGAGGAUGCACCAGUUCUACCAGGAGGUGGACGCCUGGAUCUCCCGGGAGCUGAGCUCGGCGCCCGAGGGCCUCAGCAACGGCUGGUUCGUCAGCAGCCUGGAGUUCUACGACCUGCAGGACAGCCUCUCUGACGGCACGCUCAUCGCCAUGGGGCUGUCGGUGGCCGUGGCCUUCAGCGUCAUGCUGCUCACCACGUGGAACGUCGUCAUAAGCCUGUACGCCAUCGUCUCCAUCGCCGGGACCAUAUUCGUCACCGUCGGCUCUCUGGUCCUGCUGGGGUGGGAGCUCAACGUGCUGGAGUCGGUCAUCAUCUCGGUGGCCGUCGGCCUGUCCGUCGACUUCGCCGUCCACUAUGGGGUGGCCUACCGGCUGGCCCCAAACACCAACCGGGAGGGGAAGGUGAUCUUCUCCCUGAGCCGCAUGGGAUCCGCCAUUGCCAUGGCCGCCCUGACCACCUUCGUGGCGGGGGCCAUGAUGAUGCCGUCCACGGUUCUGGCCUACACACAGCUCGGCACCUUCAUGAUGCUCAUCAUGGGUGUCAGCUGGGCCUUCGCCACCUUCUUUUUCCAGUGCAUCUGCCGGUGCCUCGGGCCCCAGGGCACCUGCGGCCAGAUUCCCCUCCCCAGGAAGCUCCAGUGUGGCGCCUUCUCCCACAGCUUGUCCGGGACGCCCGGAGACAAGGCACCGAGCGGCUCCCGUGCCGGGAAUGCCUACCACGUGGCUCCCAGGGCCCCGAGGUCCGAGGCGGAGCGGGAGUUCUACGAGCUGGAGCCCCUGGCCUCGCGCGGCUGCGCCGCCCCGGGGAAGGCGGCCUACGAGGAGCCGCACGUGUGCUCCGAGGCCUUCAGUGGCCAGGCAAAGGCCUUGGGGCUGCCCGCGCACGUGGCCUUCAGCCCCAGCGCCAGGGUCGAAGCAGGCCCGGCCUCUCUGCAGCCCUCGCUCGAGCAGCACCCCGCGUGCACCUUCCUCUCCCUGAGGCAGAGGUGUAGCUGCGCCAACGUGUUCCAACACUGGAAACCCGGCCUGCUCGCCUCCCCGCGGCCCGGCUACGGCCUGUGCCCCCGCUGUGCCGCCUACGCCAGCAGCUUGGCGCACGUGCAGCCCGCCGUGCGCCCGGUCCCUGAAGGCCUGGUGUGUGCCGUCCCGUGCGUCCACCACUGCCCCUGCCUGCAGGGCGGAGCCACGCGAGCCGGGCUGCAGCGCCCCGCACCCCCCAGCCUCCCGCUGCCGCCGCGCCUCCAGGGCCGGGAGGAGCUGGGUGCGCAGGCGGGGGACCCCACCUCCGCUGUCCACAGGAGCCCCGGGUUUUCCCGGAGAGCGUGCUGCGAUCCCGACAGGAGCCAGAGGGGACCGUGCGGGGACAGCGCCGUGGGGGGCGUGGGGGGCGGCCUGGGGCCGGGGGCUGCGGCGGAGGAGGCAGCGAGGCACAUGGAGCCGUGCCUGUCACAGGACCCGGAACACCGGAGCCCCAGCGGGCCCAAGUGGUUGCGUAGCCACGUCACGGGGGAUGCCCGGUGCCGCCCCGACACCAGUCACAGCUGCGGCCGAGGGACGUGCGGUUCCGGGGACCCACAGACGCCACACGGCGAGGCCAGCGUGCCCCCAGCGCCGACACACUUGGAACUUGCGGGUGAAAGUUUGUUAAUAAAAACACUUUAAUAAAUACAGUAUCACGUUCAGA
Nyctereutes procyonoides (raccoon dog) is the source of this 6582-nucleotide messenger RNA. RefSeq names its product dispatched RND transporter family member 1 (gene DISP1). The transcript is spliced from 6 exons. Gene Ontology annotation, cellular component: membrane. The record is from RefSeq and is a predicted model, not a curated record. The coding region runs from base 2676 to 6560 and encodes 1294 amino acids. Lineage: Eukaryota; Metazoa; Chordata; Mammalia; Carnivora; Canidae.